This is a messenger RNA of Blumeria graminis f. sp. triticale, 1638 nucleotides long. The record is from the annotation of a GenBank genome assembly. Lineage: Eukaryota; Fungi; Ascomycota; Leotiomycetes; Helotiales; Erysiphaceae.
AUGCAGCCGUCCGUUCACCUACUAGAUUAUGUGGCGGGUAACACGCGGAGUUUAGUCAAUGCAAUUGAAAAAGUAGGGUACAGAGUUGAAUGGGUACGAUCGCCAGAGGAUCUAGAAAAUGUCCAAAAAUUGAUACUUCCAGGAGUUGGCCAUUUCGGCCACUGUAUGAAUCAGUUCUCGGCCGCUGGAUACUUACCUGCUAUUCAGAAACAUAUAAAAUCAGGCAAACCUUUCAUGGGGAUUUGUGUCGGCCUACAAGCUCUUUUUGAAGGCUCCUCAGAGGAUCCAGCCACAUCAGGCCUAGCUCUUAUCGAGGGUCAUCUCACCAAGUUUGAUAGCACCUCUAAGUCCGUUCCGCACAUCGGUUGGAACAGUGCAAAGACAAUGGAUAAGAAGAUGUAUGGCAUAAGUUCAAGUUCAAAGUACUAUUAUGUUCAUUCAUAUAUGGUACCAUACCAAGCAGGUAAACUUGAAAGCUAUGGAUGGUCCGUUGCAACGGCAACCUACGAUGGAGAAGAGUUUGUCGGGGCAAUAGCUAAGGAUAAUGUUCUAGCGACGCAAUUUCAUCCAGAGAAAAGCGGUGUAGCAGGACUACGAGUCAUCAAGUGCUUCCUUGAAGGAAAGGAUAAGUCAUACUUGACAGAUGAUUCAAGAAUUAUCACAGACGGUUUGACGCGAAGGGUGAUUGCGUGCCUCGACGUGCGGACUAACGAUCAGGGCGAUUUAGUGGUUACUAAGGGUGAUCAAUAUGAUGUACGGGAAAAAGGAACUGGCGGUAAUGUUCGUAAUCUCGGGAAACCAGUCGAAAUGGCAAAAAAGUACUAUGAACAAGGCGCAGAUGAGGUGACAUUCCUAAAUAUUACUAGCUUUCGAGAUUGCCCACUGGCAGAUCUUCCUAUGCUAGAGAUAUUACGGCAGACUUCAGAGACGGUUUUCGUGCCACUGACAAUCGGUGGGGGAAUCAAAGACACGACAGAUUCCGAAGGGCGAAAAGUAUCUGCUCUUGAGAUUGCAAAAAUGUAUUUCCAGAGCGGCGCGGACAAAGUGUCAAUCGGUUCCGAGGCUGUUACUGCAGCAGAAAAUUAUUACGCUGCUGGAAAGAAACUAUCUAGAAAUACUCCUAUUGAGCAAAUAUCAGGCGCAUACGGCAAUCAGGCAGUAGUUGUCAGUGUCGAUCCCAAGCGGGUAUAUCUAUUGGAACCAACCGAGACAAAACAUGCUUCUAUCAGAACAAAAUUCCCUGGUCCAAAUGGCGAAAAUUUUUGUUGGUAUACUUGUACUAUCAAGGGCGGACGGGAGAGUCGAGACAUUGACGUGGUGGAACUUGUCCAAGCAGUUGAGGCAAUGGGGGCCGGUGAAAUUUUACUUAACUGCAUAGAUAAAGAUGGUACCAAUAGCGGCUUUGAUCUAGAACUUAUUGAACAAGUAAAAAAGGCUGUUGGUAUUCCUGUAAUUGCUUCAAGCGGAGCUGGAAACCCCAGUCACUUUGAAGAAGUGUUUUCUAAAACUAAGGCUGACGCAGCACUCGGGGCAGGCAUGUUUCACCGCGGCGAGUAUACCGUCAAACAAGUCAAAGAUUAUCUAUGUGAAAAGGGACUCGUGAUUCGUAAUCUAGAGAAUAACCUUGUCGAAGCUUAG